This is a messenger RNA of Leptidea sinapis, 5833 nucleotides long. RefSeq lists its product as uncharacterized. Gene Ontology annotation, molecular function: small GTPase binding. The record is from RefSeq and is a predicted model, not a curated record. Gene Ontology annotation, cellular component: RZZ complex; kinetochore microtubule; cytoplasm. NCBI's taxonomy places the organism in Eukaryota, Metazoa, Arthropoda, Insecta, Lepidoptera, Pieridae. The transcript has 2 exons. Bases 137 to 5557 code for a protein of 1806 amino acids. Gene Ontology annotation, biological process: protein localization to kinetochore involved in kinetochore assembly; mitotic sister chromatid segregation; mitotic spindle assembly checkpoint signaling.
UAUUUAAAAUUUAAAUUUCGAAGCUCAAACUAAUGAGUAAGCAACAAGUAGUUUGAAUAGAUUACUAUUUAAUCAGAAUUUAUGCCUUUAAAUAUUUCUAAAACAAAUAAUAUUUUAAAUAAAAAGUGUUAUUAAAAUGCACAGUUGUGUAGCAAAACUUCCCCGAAAGUUUGCGGCGGACAAAGUAACAGCAUAUCUUUCCUAUCCGAAAAUUGCAAUAUUCGAAGACAAAAAUGUUAUUUUUGCCGAUUGUGCGAAAUUGCAGGAGCCUCCAUCGUACAAAGAGUAUCCAUUCGAUCAUGAUAUUCUUAAUCAUAUACUUUUCAAACAAAAUCUAUGGAUUGUUUUAAAAUCUUUUGAAAUCAUAGUCAUAAACAUUGAAAGGGAGGCAAUGUUAACAAUAAUACCGAACAACUACGCCAAUUAUAAAAUUCGUGAUUUUGAAUGUGAUGGCAACAAUAUCUUUCUAAUAAGUGAGAGUGGUGAAAAGCUUAAGAACCCAUUUACACAAGAGCAAUUAAAUAAUGAAUUUGAAAAAGGUACAAACACAGUAACAGUACAACUUGAAAAAACUACUACAAGCACAAAACAAACUCUCAGGGAACCCCAUUUUAAAAGUGGUUUUGAUAUUUUGGCCCAGAAUUCAAAUAUUUGUAUUACAUGUCCAGUAACUGGCCUGAAUAAAAUAUUGGCAACAAAUUCAGAACUUAAAUAUGUAAAACCCUGGGAUGAUAAAGCUGUUUUUGGUAAUGAUUUAAAAAUGUGGGCAGUCAAUUUGAAAAACAUGCAAAAAGCUUUUGACUUUGAAAAUAUAGAAUCAAACUGUUUGCCCCUUGGUUAUUAUUCUGACAGUUUUUAUUUUAUUUUAUGGGGAAAUGAGACAAUUAAUGUUCACAAAACAUUAAAAAGAAAGGACAAAGAAACAAAUCAGUGCAUCGAAAAGGGUACCGGAUCAUCUCAAGAAUCAUUAAAAUUACAACUGAAAGCUGUCCAACAAGAGGUAUUAACACAAAUUAAUCAACCGGAACAAUUUUUGCCACAGCUUCAGAUGUUAUUUAAGGACAUUGAUGAUUCCAGUUUUCUGUUAAAUGUAGCGACGAAAUUGUGUCAACAUGAUAUUAUCUACAAGUCAUUGUUAUUUUCUAUUCAAAAGAAAGUAUUCAAUACUGAAGAUAAAAAACUUAUAUCUUCUUAUUUGGAUUUAAACAUCAAAAUAGACUUGUUGGAAUAUAUAUAUUUCCGAAGUGUUAAUCAGGUCUUAAAUAAAAACUAUGAUGAUGUAAAUAUUUUUGAUAAGAACUGUUUUGAACUUUGUCAAUUGUUUGUAUCAAAAUCGGAUUUAGAUUUAGCAUCUAUUUGUUGGCUUAAGUACUCAAAAAUUGAUAUUAAAAUUGACCCAGAGAAUAUAGUAAAAAUUCUAAAUGCUACUCCUCCAAAUAUAAAGUUAGGUACACUUACUAUUUGGCUACGGAAUUUUAUACCUGCUUUUACGGACAAUAAUCCGUUUCAUAUAGAUUUAAUAUCUAAAUGGGCGAUUGAGAGGAUAUUUCUAUUUGAACAAUCACCAUUUUGGCCAAAAAUUGGUGUUAAAUACAUCGAAGCUAUAAUAGAUGUUUUAGAAUCAUCAUUAAAAACUAUCAUCAUAAGACCAAUAUCUAUUGAUGAGCUAGAUAAAUUACGAAAUCAUGUUAAAUACAUCAUGGAACUUAAGGAAAAGUAUAAAAUAAAUAUGUUAAUAAGUGAAAUUUCAUCACAAAGCCCAAUAGAAGUAGCACUAAUAAUGCUAAGACGUUGUUAUACAGAAGACUUAAAAAAAUUCAUUGAUGAAAACCUAUCGGCGUACGCUAAUCAGCACCAAUUUGAUUUGGAUGAAACAGUGUGCUCCUUUAUAGAAAUACAGACAGCAAGUGGUGGUGGUGAUGUGGAUGGUGAAAGAUUACAAAUUUUACUAGAUGCUAUUCACUCUCCUACAUCCAAAUUAAACUGCCUUUUACGUGUUCUAAAACUACUGGAUGUGCCAUGGGAUUCAACAGUCUUAAGCUUAGCAAAAAAAGCAGCGGCUUUAUCUUUUACAGAUUUCACACUUACUAAUACAGAUAGAGCUAUUUCAGAAGAAAUACACAAGGAAAUCAGUUAUGCUAAAAUCAGGGUAGUUUUGAAAAAGUAUAACUUCCCUAUAAAUUUUUCCAAUUUUAUUUUAGUUAUUCAUAAAGUGAUCAACUCUACAGUUAUUGAUUUGUCUGAUUUAAAAACCAUUACUGAUGCAAUUCCAGCGUACCGACAUUAUGCCAAUGUAACAUAUAUAGACAAAUGCUUAAGAGAAUGUGAAACUAAGGCAGCUUUAGAAUAUUAUCGAAGUCUAUCAAAUAAAGACCAAAAGAUGGUGAUAAAAAGUGUAGAAAACAAAUAUGAACAUAUUAUUACUGGGGUUAGCAAUAAUACGUUAGAGCGAAAUUAUUUAGAUUUUUUGAAAGGAACACAUCACCUACCUACUGCUAAAGAAAAUGUUGUUGAGAAAAUGUAUUACCUCAAGAAUUCAUUUGGUGUUAAAUCAUGCUUGAAUGAAAUAUUCAAAGAGGAUUCCAAUAAAUUAAUAAACAUGAAAUGUGAGACAAGUUCCGCAGAUAUUGAUUAUUCUAAAAAUAUAAAUACAGAAUAUGUUUCUCAACCGCAAUAUUCAAACUUGGAAAUACUUCUACAUCAAUCUUCGACUGUAAAUCAAAUUCGUACUGUAAUUAAACAAUUGAUUAUGCUGCACAGUAAUAAUGAAAGUAAUUGCGAGCUAUUGGUAAACCAAUUGAAAAAUAUAGAUAGUGCGCAGUUAAUAUUAGAUUCACACUGUGCUCUUUCAAAUAUAAUAUGGAACUGUCAGGAAGAAUAUCUGCAUUUACUAGUAGACAUUAUAUCAAUUUUAAAUGCUAUUAUUAACACUAACAUAAUUUUCAAAAACUUAGCAUUAACAUGGAAAUUUAAUUACAUAUUCUUACCCAUGUCUUCAGUCAGCACAGUAAAUAACCUAAUUGAUAUCUAUUUAGAUAAUAAAGCCAAAACUACCAUUGACGUACCUAAUAUUUUUAAUAGCAGUGACUUCAUGCCACUAAGAAUAAUAGCUUAUGCAACAAUUCAAGAAAAGAUUUUGGGCACUAGAUGUGACGAUAUAAUAAUACAUCGAGAUAAGAUUGCGAGAAAACUAAUAACAAAAGUAAUUGCGUCACAAGACCUUGAUCAAGUUUUACUCACAAGUUUACUGCUGCUAAGUAAUGAUUUGAUGGAAGACAAAUUUGGUAUUGUUGAAUUACUUCGUGGGCAAACUGACAAUUUAGCACCAUCGGCAGUCUAUUAUUUAUCUUGUCAACCUAUACAGCAAUGUUUUGGACUAGAAGGUGUUGUCCCUGGAAGUUCAUUGAGUUAUCCUCCCCAAUAUAUUUUAAAAUCUAAAUUUAAUAUAAACCUUGCUGAAAUAGCUCUUCCCGACUGCACAGAAGAAACUUGGGAUGUAAAAGUUUUGUUGUUCUACAUUUUAAGACAGUAUCCAAACACCAAUUUCGAUCGACUUGUGGAAUUAUGCAAUGCUUUAAAUGUUUGCGUAAAUGAUGGUUUAUCCUUACUUUUGAUAUCACUGCUAACUAACUGGGAGCUGGAAUAUAAAGUACACGAGGAUGAUUUGGGGUGCCGGAAAAUUAUCUUAAAUAACAGUGAACAUGAUCUUAUAUCAAAAUGUUUAAUAAUUUGGCAAAAUAUUAUGAAAAAAGAGUUCCUCAUAGAUGUUCUUAAUGAUUUUUGGAAAAAUGGUGAAGUUGUAAUACAUGGCUGCUUGAUAUCAAUAAAUCCUUACUUUUAUGAGGUUUUGCUUUGCAUUUAUCAUAUUUUAAAAUAUACGACUUCAGAGAUCAAACAUACUAAGGAAUAUCUGAUUCUUAACUUUUUAAAAGAAUAUCAGAGAAAAAGCAGCCCUAAACAGUAUGAGUUCGAACUAUUUUCUGUUAAAGGUCUAUUUCCUGAAAUUGGGCAUUAUAGACUACCUUUUCAUCUGUUCCUACGUGAAGAUAUGUGGUCAAAUUUAAAGUCUGAAAUAACGUUGGAAACAUAUGAACGUUGGCUUCCAAUUGUCGCGCUUCUUUCUCUGGAUGCGAAUAUACAAACUGCUAAAGAUAUGAUAUGUAGCAAUGCAGUUAAACAAACGAUGACAUCAAGGAAGCCCAGUUCUGAAGUGGAGAAUAAAGAUAAUGAAUCUUGGAAGUUAACAUCCAAUGAAGAACCAUUGCUUCGUACUGCACAUAAGUGUGUAAAGCAUAUUUCGAAUAUGGAAUGGGCAGGAGCGUGUUUGUUUUAUGUACUUCAAGGAUGCGCCCAAGGAGCGGACCAAGUAGCCGCUGCUCAACUUUGCUAUCAAUUUUCACAACGCUGGGCUGCAAUCCAACCCGGCAAUCGAGCUGUUCGACAAAUGGAACGCCUGCAUUCAAACUUGUCGACCAGACAUGUGUUGCAUAAAAUGAAUUGGGCUUGUGAAGAAUUUAUUCGCCUGACAUCAGAACCCACGCAACUCAUCCAUGCCUUGUAUUUACACCCAAUUUUUGUGGAAAAGAUUGGUCGAAAUAAUAUCAAUAAAGCGACCAACGAAAUAGCCGAUAUAAAUUGUAUUAAUAUAAACACUAUUAGAAUUCAAAUUUUGGAAAAUCUGCUGGACAAGAAUAAGAAAGAUAACGAGGCUACUCUGAACAUCAAUGAACUGAUUACUGCAAAAUAUAUAUUAAAAGCGACUUGUUCCAAAAUGGGAGCUAUAUACCUAUCUCGAAUCGCAUUUGACGACGAAAAUGAACAGAACAAAUUGAAGAAGCUGCGAGCUCUUCAAUGCUUUAUGAGUGUCGUACAAGAGGAUAUAUCAGUUAAAGUUACUAAUAAAGAACGUAGUAAACUCUGGUUAAAUGCAUUGGAUUUACUCCAUACAGUUUUACUUGAAAGAAUUGAUAUGCCGUGGGUUAUUUCUAAUUUUAGAGUAAAUAAAAAUGCUGCUCUGAUACAGCUAGUGCAGGCGUAUGGAGGUAGGGUCGACGUUUUAAAAGUAGCUGCUGAAUUAGCAAAUAAGUUUGGAGACUUCAAAAUUAUUCGCGAACUAAUACCACUCUUAUUGAGGUUCUCCUUACAUGAAGAAAUGAUUCCAUUGCUGUUAAAAUUGUCUUUACCACCAGACAGUGUUAUCUGCUCCGCUUGGCGUGCUAUUAUUCUGUCUCCAUUUCAAAAGGCGGACUAUCCUAUCACAGAAAAACAAAAAACUAAUUGUAUAAAUGCCUUAAAUUUGCUGCCAUUGUGUCCGAUAGUAAAAGAUGAAGAUUUAAUUGACAUGUGGAAAAAUUGUGUUCGAUGCAAAUGUAUUGGUUUGGGUUGUUUGAUUUUGCCGUACAUGACAGUUGAAACUAGACAGAGAUUAGUCGAGUUAAAUAGAAUUGAUAAGCGAAAUUUAAUUAUAGGUUUAAAAAAUUUACACGCUGAUACAUAUCUGGCAUCUAGCGCAAUGUGUGUUAUAGAAACUAUGUCGCGAAAGGUUGGUAAGAAAUAAUUGUUGAGCCAGUCGGGGCACUUGAUUAGAAUCCAUCAAUUUAAAAUAAAAACUUAGUAAUAUUAUUUGUAUAAAUUUAUAUCUCUUAAGGCAAACUGCAUGCUAUAGAAUAUAUAAUUAAGUACUUCGUUUUUGUGAUCAUGUUCUUUUAUACGAAUUAUUUAUCUAGAGUGUAAGGCUAAGUAAUUGUAAACUUUGCAUGUGCUUUGUGAUAAUAAUAUGAUAUUGUGUAUAUACGGCUUAAAAGUUAAAAAUGAUAAAAUAUGUAACUACCCA